Notolabrus celidotus (New Zealand spotty) is the source of this 4517-nucleotide messenger RNA. RefSeq names its product macoilin 1b (gene maco1b). The transcript is spliced from 11 exons. Lineage: Eukaryota; Metazoa; Chordata; Actinopteri; Labriformes; Labridae. Gene Ontology annotation, biological process: neuronal signal transduction. The record is from RefSeq and is a predicted model, not a curated record. Gene Ontology annotation, cellular component: rough endoplasmic reticulum membrane. The coding region runs from base 364 to 2418 and encodes 684 amino acids.
UCCACUCACUCUCUUGUUGUCUUUGGUGGAAGAGAAUUGAGCGACCGACCACAGUGCAACAUAAAUGGCCAGUCUCUCUAGCCGUCAAUGAGAGAGCCCUCAGCGGGUAGCUUGAUUGGAUACACCAGCUGUCAAACAAGUGGACGUUUACAUACAGCGGGGUUUAGGCUUAUUGAGUCUGCGCUAACAGAAAGGAGGAGGUUCCCGAACAGACUCCUUUAUUUAUUUCUUUGUUUCCAGUAGGGAAAAUAAUAACAGCAAGCACAUACCACUGCCACUUCAUUCAUUAUCUUUGUCCGUUUACACAAGAAAACUGGAUAAGAUUACAGUCGUUACUCGAAGGCCAAAGCCAAGAGGAGGAGGAUGAAGCGGCGCAAUGCGGACUGCAGCAAACUCCGACGGCCGUUAAAACGGAACCGAAUCACUGAGGGUAUAUACGGCAGUACCUUCCUGUACCUGAAGUUCUUGGUGGUGUGGGCACUGGUACUAUUAGCAGACUUUGUACUAGAGUUCAGGUUUGAGUACCUCUGGCCAUUCUGGCUUUUCAUCCGGAGUGUGUACGACUCCUUUAGAUACCAGGGGCUGGCCUUCUCAGUAUUCUUCGUGUGUGUUGCGUUUACUUCGGACAUCAUUUGCCUCCUCUUCAUCCCAGUGCAAUGGCUGUUCUUCGCUGCAAGUACCUAUGUGUGGGUGCAGUAUGUUUGGCACACAGAAAGAGGAGUCUGUCUGCCCACCGUGUCUCUAUGGAUACUUUUUGUGUACAUAGAGGCAGCAAUCAGAUUCAAAGACCUGAAGAACUUCCAUGUGGAUCUGUGCCGUCCAUUUGCAGCACACUGCAUUGGCUAUCCUGUGGUCACCCUCGGCUUUGGCUUCAAGAGCUACGUAAGCUAUAAGAUGCGCCUUCGGAAGCAGAAGGAGGUGCAAAAGGAGAAUGAGUUUUACAUGCAGCUCUUGCAACAAGCUCUGCCUCCAGAGCAACAAAUGCUUCAGAGGCAAGAACGAGAAGCAGAAGAAGCAGCAGCAGCAGCAGCUAAAGGAAUAUCUGAAGUGGACACACCUCCAGUAUCACAGAAUGGUGCUCCAGCCAAUAAAAAGACAUCGGCACCAAUGCCGGAGCUAGAGUAUAGAGAAAAAGGGAAAGAAGGAAGGGGUGGUGGGGAUGCUAAAAAGCAGCACAACAGCAUCCUUCCAUCAUCAGUGGACUCUAAACUCCAAGAGAUGGAGUAUAUGGAGAACCAUAUGAACAACAAGAGACUGACCACAGAGCUGGGCAGCACAGAGAACCUGUUGCUAAAAGAGGACAACAAUUCCUCCUGCUCAUCCUCGUCAUCCUCCUCCUCCAAAAACUACAAAAAUGCUAGCAGCAAUGCAGCAACACUCAACUCCUCCCCCCGCGGGCAUAGUGCCACCAACGGCAGCGUACCCUCUUCUGCAUCAUCAGCUUCUUCUUCCACGGGGAAGAAUGAGAAGAAACACAAGUUAGCAGUGGGAAAGGGGAAUUCAGGUGGCUCCCACAGGGAUCCCACGGACAACUGUAUCCCCAAUAAUCAGCUGAGCAAGCCAGAAGCACUUGUUAGAUUGGAGCAGGAUGUUAAGAAGUUAAAGGCAGACCUUCAGGCCAGCCGGCAGGUUGAGCAGGACCUGCGCAGUCAGAUCGGUUCUCUGGGCAGUGCAGAGCGCUCCAUACGCACUGAGCUGGGCCAACUGCGCCAAGAGAAUGAGCUGCUGCAGAAUAAGCUUCAUAAUGCUGUACAGGCAAAGCAAAAGGACAAACAGGCAGUGGGCCAACUGGAGAAGAAGCUCAAAGCAGAACAGGAGGCUCGAGCCACGGCCGAGAAACAGCUUGCAGAGGAAAAGAAGAGAAAGAAGUUAGAAGAGGCCACAGCAGCGAGAGCGGUUGCACUGGCAGCAGCAUCCAGAGGGGAAUGCACAGACACGCUGCGACGGCGGAUCACUGAAUUAGAAACAGAGUGUAAAAAACUAACAAUGGACAUCAAGCUAAAGGAGGACCAGAUAAGAGAGCUUGAAUUGAAAGUUCAGGAACUUCAUAAAUAUAAGGAGAACGAAAAAGACACAGAGGUGCUGAUGUCAGCACUGUCAGCCAUGCAGGAUAAGACACAGCAUCUGGAAAACAGUCUGAGUGCAGAGACCAGGAUCAAACUGGACCUCUUCUCUGCGCUUGGAGAUGCCAAGAGACAGCUUGAGAUUGCACAAGGUCAGAUCCUACAAAAGGACCAGGAGAUAAAAGAUCUGAAGCAGAAGAUAGCAGAAGUGAUGGCAGUUAUGCCCAGCAUCUCCUAUACAGCUGACACCAGCAGCAUGACCCCUGUUGCCCCCCACUACUCCUCCAAAUUCAUGGACACCAAUCCCUCUGGCCUAGACCCCAACGCCUCUGUUUAUCAGCCACUCAAAAAGUGAACGCUUCGUCAUGCCCCAACCCUCCCUCCAUCUUCCUGUCAUUUUAUUUCCCCCUGCAGGCCCAUCGCCUUCCAAUCUGCUCGGCAUAUCUGCAGCUGAGAACGUUGUUUUUCUUGGGUUUUUAUUUUUCUCCACGCCAGGUCAGAAGGAUGUUGUAUUGUGUGACUGUACUUGUUGUAGUUAAAACAAAAGACAAAAAAAAGAAGAAAAAAAACUUAAAUCAGACAUCACAUGUCAACUAGGGAGUCCCAUUUUUUUCUCUCAAGUGUUAAGUGAAACCUCACAGAAUCGGGUAUGUAUUAUCAUCUCAAGGGUGUUGCAAUAUCUUUCAACUAGUGCCCGAAUGCAACAACCUGAAAUCAGUUCCCUGAUCAUUUGCCCCUUGGAAACUUUGAAUACUUUUCUGUUAAAUUUUUCCGAACUAAAAUUUACAAAACAGAAUUCUCUUCUAUCAUCCAGCCUCACUUGUAUCCUACUUUUUUUGACGAUUGUUUCUCCCAAGGUAAUAAUGGCAGCAUUAGAGCAACCAGUGGAAUUUAGUGCAAAGUUGGCACAGAAUUUGACUCCUUAUAUAUAAUAUUUUUAGAGAAGAUCACCCUCCUUCAGCUGUUUUGGAUGGGGGUAAUAAGUUCUGACGGUUGUGAGGUUCAAUUUGUUCACUCUUCAAGAUUCAAGAGUUUUUUUUUAACAAGUUUGAGAAGGAUCUUUUGUUGGAAGCAGAAACAUAUUCCCCAGACUAAAAUGAACCCAAACCGCUCCUAUUGUUCACCAUGAUCGAAAAUACAAGUUUAGUUUCCCCACCUGUAACUUAUAUUUUAAAUUGUAAGAGUGCAGUAAAAGAAGUCCAUAUUGGGUACCAGCUUCUGUGAAAUGAUCUGCAUAGUCUUUCAUUAGUUGUCAUAAUCACAGUGCCUUGAGUUGAAGACAUGAAGUAAGUUAAGAAAUCAGAUCCAGCUGGCUCAACCCUUCUGAAUGAGUGUCUGGCUGAGCUGAAAGGGAUGAGAAUUUGACCUCGUACAGUAAGGGACAAAGUUGCCUUUGGGUGCUGGUGUGAUUUUUGGAAUCCCUGCUGCCAGGGAAGCUGAUUCAUAGUGUCCACAUAGUGGCAGCCUUGUUCCUUAUGUAAAACAAAUAGGUAAAUGAAAAAUACAUUGGACAGCACCAGGUCAAAGACUUUUCACCAUAGUCCUAUUUACCUAUUGUAAGUUUGUUGGCAUUAGCCACCACAGAGUCUACUACAUACAGGUCUCCGGCUCAUCACGUGCACUCACAGCAAAUCUCUUCUGUUGUAAGACCCCAAAUCUGUAGGUGCAGCUGCUGCCCUAUCUACCCCCCUCCCCUAUUUUAAGUUGCACUAUAGAAAAAAAACACAAGCUGUUUGAAAGGGAAAACUGUAUAGGGUGGACUGUGCAAUGUAAACAAUACAGAAAUGCCAAUUUUGUUUUAGCAAUUUAUACAUUUUAUUUAAUUAAUCAUCAACUUCAGUUUAUGUGCCAAGACUUAAAUGCUUGUUUAUCUUGUAAUUUUCUCAUGAAUGUACUGCAAAUACAUUGGCCAACAUGUUUGUCAAAUUUCCAGCUGAAUAUAACUUAGUGGAAGUUUCUUUUAAGCAGGUCGAGGAAGUGGUCACCUGUUUGUAGUAGACUGUGUAGUUUAAAAUAAAGGAUUAGAAAUUCAACUUAUUUUGUGAAUGUUACAGUAUUUACAACUGUUGGGCAUGUGGCUGUUUAAAAUCAGUUUUCUUAACUUCCUGUUUCUGGUAUUAUUGUUAUUUUUCUGCAGGGAGAAAUAUUGCUUGAGUCUGAUGUGGUUUCACCAUUAUCUGAGAUGGUCAUUGUUAUGCGUGUGAUUUUCACCUAUUGUAAAUGGAGAAGCUUGUUUGGGCUCAGAUUGCUGUCAUUGGCUCCUGGAAAAAAAUGUGAAAUUACAAAUUAGUCAGUUGUUUGGUCAACUGAUUGUUGAAAGUAUAGAAAAGUGUUUUGUUUGUUUUUUGUUUCUAUGCCCACAGUCACUGCUCUGUCUCUCCCCAGGUCUGACCUUGGCUGUGGUCUCGCUCUGUGAGGUUUACAAGGAAUAAACAUUUUUUCUCGCAAAUUGAA